This is a messenger RNA of Encephalitozoon cuniculi GB-M1, 414 nucleotides long. Its product is annotated as signal recognition particle protein Srp19. Gene Ontology annotation, biological process: SRP-dependent cotranslational protein targeting to membrane, signal sequence recognition; SRP-dependent cotranslational protein targeting to membrane. Gene Ontology annotation, cellular component: signal recognition particle, endoplasmic reticulum targeting. Gene Ontology annotation, molecular function: 7S RNA binding. Bases 1 to 414 code for a protein of 137 amino acids. The transcript has a single exon. NCBI's taxonomy places the organism in Eukaryota, Fungi, Microsporidia, Unikaryonidae. The record is from RefSeq and is marked provisional.
AUGGAGAGCAAGCACUUCUGCCUGUAUCCCAUCUACAUGGACUCGGCCAGGUCUCUCUCCGAGGGAAGAAAGUACAGGAAGGAGAUCUGUGUGCAAAGGCCGAGAUAUCAUGAAAUCAAGAAUGCCUUGGAAAAGCUUGAGAUUGAGUACACAGAUGAACCAUCGAAAAAGCAUCCAAGGGACUUCUUCAAUAGCGGCAGAUUCCGCAUAAAGAAGGAGUACGGAAGGCUGUUUGUUAUUGAAGGCAUAAGUCAGACGAUUGCAGAGCUGAGAUCCAAGCCGGGGAGCAGUGAAGAGACUUCUAGAGAAAAACAGAGCCGCGGCAAGGCUGUGCAUGGAGUCGUCCAAAACGGCGUGUAUGUUGAGAAUAAGCUUAAUCUUGUCAGAAAGAAAAAAGCAAAGAAGAAGAAAUAA